AUGAAAUCUUUCAAGAAGUUCACAGGCAUCAAAUUUGAAAUUUUAAACGAUCCUCGCCGGCAAUGCUUCUCAACGUCUACAUCAUCAUUACCACAACCGUCAUCAUCAUCGUCGUCGUCAUCGUCGUCGUCGCAUUCGGGUGACCUCAGCGGUUACAUUUCAAGUCUGGUGCCCAUGGAAACAGGAUGCGGAACGAAGGAUGUUCAUUGGAUAAUUUCCGGUCAACCUGGGCAGCAAGUCAACAUAUCCAUCAUUGAUUUCACUUCCUCUUUCAACUUCCGACUUGCAGCGUCAUCGGAAAGUGACUACAAUUCAAUCAUCAAUAACGCAAACAUCAACGACAUCAACAACAACAUCGAAAACAACAUCAACAACAAUAUCAACAACAACAUCAACAUCAACAACAACAUCAACUCAAUCAAUGUUAUAAGCAUAGACACCCAGCACAAAAAAUUCAUCGAUUAUGAGACUGAAGAAUGUUUCACAUGGCAUGGACAUCACCGCCAGGAUGGCCUUGCAUUGAAUAAAUGCGUUUCGUGCCAUUUCAUGAAACCUAGAUUACUUUUUAAAAUUGUUAUCAUAUUUGUGAACCAUAGUGCAGAAUCAUUUGCAUCGUGUUCCCGCGUCCUAGCUACCCCACCGCAGCCACAACACAACAUUCCAGCACACCCGCCACUUGGAAUAAGGCACAGUCUCAACUCGUCUGGUUAA
This is a messenger RNA of Helobdella robusta, 711 nucleotides long. RefSeq lists its product as hypothetical. The transcript has 4 exons. Lineage: Eukaryota; Metazoa; Annelida; Clitellata; Rhynchobdellida; Glossiphoniidae. The record is from RefSeq and is a predicted model, not a curated record. Bases 1 to 711 code for a protein of 236 amino acids.